AUGGCAGGGAACAGGUGCGGGGCGUGCGGGCAGGAGCUGGAGUCAGACAACCUACUGAGAAUCCAUCUGUAUCGCAAUGACACGUGCAGGGACACGCUGCUCGAGAGGCUCGAGAGUAGGGCGGUGGAGGCGUUGGCGGAGGCUUUGGCCGAGGUGAGAAAUAGCCCGCAUCAUUCGGACAGUGAGUCAGUCCCGGGCAGCCCCCACUCCGCCGACUCGCUGUUCAGAUAUUUGAGAGAGUUUCCCGAGCACGCGGAUUUUGUGCGCGGGUACGUGUCGACGUCGGACGAUGGAUCUGUAUCCACAGUUGGCGACCUGUUCAACACCCUGAACGAGCUGUACCUGUUCUUUAAGGACGCUGAUUUGUCGGACAGAGAAAUAAAUAGAGUGUUGCACAUAUUCAACCACCCGGGAUACGAUCCUGCAGCGGUUCGGCGCUGGCAGAACGUCGCCGACGUGAGGCGGUUUGGGGAGGAACACGCGCCGGACGACAUGAUGCCGUGGCUCAAGGCAGAGAUUGAGGUGCGGGGCCCCGGAGGAAGGUCUCAGAUGCUAGAACUGCUGUACAAGGACACCAAGCUGGCGGAACUGCCGGAGGAGGAUUCUAUGGUGCUGGGUGUCAUCUCGUACAGCGACAGCACUUACGCGUCGGGGAACGGACGUCUACAGGCAUGGCCAAUGUUGAUGGGUUUGGUCAAUGUCCCGGAGGAGUUACGGUGGCGUGAGCCUGGGCACGCGCUAGUGGGUGUGCUCCCUUUUCCGCCGGAGUGGGCAUCGGCGACGGAGAAGACGCGGGUGUAUCAGGAGGCGUAUCGCAUCGUGAUGGGUCCGCUCAUGCCACCAUCCAACGUGCAGAGCGUCCUGGAGCGCUGGAACUUCUCUGAGACGAAGUGGGGUAACGUCUUCCUGGCGGUUGUUGGCGACAUAUUGCAUGUGCUGGAUUCCGGGGUGCUGGUGCAUAUGGCCACCUGUUUCAUGGAGGGGAAGACGAAGGCCGAGAUUCGGGGGUUUGAUCACCGCAAGUUUGGCGUGAAGGGCGAGACAAGGAGUGUCUUGGUGCGCAUCCCGGGUGGCUCCACCUUUUUCCGCAGCGGGGCGAAUUACGCGGCGUUUGAGUAUCGUGGCAUGAUGCAGGUUUUCCCUAUUGUCAUUUCCGACCUGUGUGUGGGGCGCUCUGCGGAGGAAAGGGACCAGAGGGAUAAGGAGGUUCGUGCCUUCCGCUACUAUGCGGUCUUCUACAAGUCCCUGCUGGCUGGCACCGUGAAGGGCCCCGUGCGCGGAAGCAACUGGAAAGACAUACCAAGGAGGAUUGUCGAGGAGGAGACGCAACGCAAGAUCACUCGGGAGAUUGCAGCGCUGUCAGGAGGAGGGAGAACUUACUACACCGCCCUGCGAGAGGCUGUGCGCAGCAUGAAGCCCGCGCUGACCCGCACCAGCAAGGCCAUGUGUCUCAUGACGGCAGACGAUCCACUGCGGAUGCUGUACAGGGAGACGGUCGGCAGCGAGUUUGACAACAUGGUGCACACCGCAGUGGCCAUCCCUAGCACGAAAGGGGGGUACUUGGUUCCGAAGGCGAUGUUCGUGAAAGCAAGCCCGAAGGAGAACUGGUUCACCGACAUUGCAAUACCGGGAGAGAGGGAGGAGGAGGAGGAGGAGGAGGAGGAGUGGUGGUAUGCGCGGUGUCUCUGUAUUUUCAGGGCGGUGAACUACAGCGGGGAGGAAGGUGCAUAUGUAUUCGUGAAGUAUUACGAGGAAGAGGGGGUGUGUCCCCAGACACUUUGCCCCCAACUGGUGCCGGGGCGGAAGGAGGCCACGCACGGGAUCAUUGAAGUUGCAUCGAUCGAGCGCAUUGUCCACGUGUGCAAGUCCUUUACUAAUCCUAGAGUCAGGCUACUCAAUAGGUUUGCACUCAUCGACUGA
Molecule: messenger RNA, 1920 nt
Organism: Closterium sp. Naga37s-1
Lineage: Eukaryota; Viridiplantae; Streptophyta; Zygnematophyceae; Desmidiales; Closteriaceae
Source: the annotation of a GenBank genome assembly